AUGAGUAGAAAACAAAAUUUUAUUGAGUAAGAAGAAAUUUUUGAAUGUCCUUCAGAUACUUCUUAUAGAAAUUAAUAAUAUACUCCAAGAAGAGGAUUGAUAUUAGGUCAUUAUUGGAAUUCAUCUUAAUAUCUUUAAUCAAGUGCAAAGUAAUAGAGAUCGAUCUUUACCAGACAAAGUUAAUAAGUUUAUAACAAUUCUUCAAAGCAAACUAAGGCAAAUAGCUAAGUUCCAGCAUUUGAUGAUUUACUUGAUCAAAAAGAAUAUAGUGCUAAAUAACAAAAAGCAAUGCCCUAUUUUGGGACUUUUAGUUAAGUCUAACAAGUAAGAUUUUGUUUGAGUUUUUACUUUAGAAAGGAGAGGAUGAUGAAAACUUUUAUAAUUAAUUGGGAAACAUACAAUAAUAAAUGAUUGCUUUAGAUUUGACAAUGGAAAAAUUGGAAUCGAAAAUGCAAGAUAUUAAAAUAUAGUAGCUGAAUUUCUUGAAUUGUAAGAACAACAAUAUAGCAAUUGAGUAGGAAGUCUGUGAGAAACAAUAACAAAAAUAUUAUUCUAAUAAUAACAGUAAUUAAUGGAAAGUAUUUAAUUUAAAGAAAGAAAUAUAAGAUGAAUAAAUUGGUAUAUAAUUCUUAUUAAUAAGUAGUUGAGUUAGGUAAACCUGAUGAUUUUGAGAAACUCUAGAUAGUAUAUAUCUAAUAAAACAUAAAUGGGAUAGUGGGAAGAUUGAGUCACUUACUAUAAAAUCAAUCAUAAUAAAAGUUAAGUUUUAGAAAUACUGAAAUUGAUGAAGGAGAAAUUUGCUUUACCUUUAACAAAAAUUUGAAUCGAUUUUAAAAGAUAUAUAAAUGUAAAUUCUGUCCUUUAACAUUUCAAAAGGCUUGCUCUUUAGGGUAAAAAUUGUAUAAUAUAAUUUUUAGUGGUCAUAUUUCAAGAUCUCAUAAAGAGGAGUCUUAAUAAAGUAAAAAAGAAGCAUAACCAAUAAAGAAGACGAGCAUUUAAAAAUAAAAAAAGGCAUCUCUAUAAAAAUCAAUAGGUAUGUAACUUAUGAGAUUAUGA
Paramecium pentaurelia is the source of this 1056-nucleotide messenger RNA. NCBI's taxonomy places the organism in Eukaryota, Ciliophora, Oligohymenophorea, Peniculida, Parameciidae. The record is from the annotation of a GenBank genome assembly.